AUGCACAACAUAUUUGACAGAGCAUCCCCCUCGCAGACACCACUACCCACCGCCCAGCCACCACACAUCCCCUUCCUUGACCUCCCUCCAGAACCACCAUGUCUAUUGAUCGCUCGCACAACCAUCUUCCUGGAGCCAUCAUAUCAAAGCCUCCUGCUCCAAAUCCCCAGACCUCCUUCAUUGGAGGUUGGGGGUACCCUAUGUGGACAUCCUGGGAAUUUACAAGCUAGCUCUAGCAGCAGCUUAAUUUUGAAGAUUGCCCCAAUCCAACCUGUGAGAGCAUAG
This is a messenger RNA of Prunus armeniaca (apricot), 285 nucleotides long. The record is from the annotation of a GenBank genome assembly. NCBI's taxonomy places the organism in Eukaryota, Viridiplantae, Streptophyta, Magnoliopsida, Rosales, Rosaceae.